Messenger RNA from Anguilla rostrata (American eel), 591 nucleotides. RefSeq lists its product as uncharacterized. The record is from RefSeq and is a predicted model, not a curated record. Bases 1 to 591 code for a protein of 196 amino acids. Lineage: Eukaryota; Metazoa; Chordata; Actinopteri; Anguilliformes; Anguillidae. The transcript has a single exon.
AUGAUCAUUAUCAUUAAAACCAACGUCAUCAUCAUCAUCAAAACCAUCACCAUCAUCAUCAAAACCAUCAUCAUCAUCAUCAAAACCAUCACCAUCAUCAUUAAAACCAUCACCACUAUCACCAUCAUCAUCAUCACACUGUUAAACAGUUCAUGCUGUUGCUCCUCUGUUGCCAAACGAACCCUUUUAACCUGUCAGCUGGGCGCAGUCCCACAGCCCGCCACGCCCCUCAGCCCGCCAUGCCCCUCAGCUUGCCACGCCCCUCAGCCCGCCAUGCCCCUCAGCUUGCCACGCCCCUCAGCCCGCCAUGCCCCUCAGCUUGCCACGCCCCUCAGCCCGCCAUGCCCCUCAGCUUGCCACGCCCCUCAGCUGGGCGGGGCCAGACGGUGGAGCCGCUCGCCAUCCUGUGACAUAACCGGGCCUGACACCCGCCACGCCACGUCAGUCCGCCCGCCAAACCCGCCCAGGCUCCGGCACUCUGAAGUGCAAACUGUCAACGACCCGCGCGGAAAGAAAGAGCUGCACCCCGAAAGAAAGAGCUGCACCCCGACUCCAGCAGCCGGACUGUCUGCCCCAACAUCGCGUCUGUGA